This is a messenger RNA of Leishmania mexicana MHOM/GT/2001/U1103, 4425 nucleotides long. RefSeq lists its product as hypothetical. The record is from RefSeq and is a predicted model, not a curated record. Lineage: Eukaryota; Euglenozoa; Kinetoplastea; Trypanosomatida; Trypanosomatidae. The transcript has a single exon. The coding region runs from base 1 to 4425 and encodes 1474 amino acids.
AUGUACUUGCGGAGGCCGCUUGUGCAGCGCGGUGUGCUGCGUUGCCACCCCAACCAUCGAUGCCAUCGACGAGCACCGCACGCGACCACGUCGGCGCCGCUGUCGUCGUCAGGCAGCACCGAUGGAGGAAGUGACUUUGCGCGCUACGUCGAGGCGGAGUUCACGGAUGCGCUCUUCGCGACAUCCUCGCCCACUGAGGCGGGCGCCGACUCCGUGGGGCAGCGACUCAACUCCUCCCUUCAUCUUGGGCCUGCAGCAGCAGCAUCAGCAGCACCGGCUGGUGCGCAGCGCCACCACCGACGGCGGCGCUCUCUCCACUGCGGGAGUGAAGUGUCGAGCCUGCCGCCCACUCACGCCAUCUUGAACCACCUGAACAGCUCCCUCUGGCUACAGGUGCUGGGUCGCCUGCAUGGUCGCUGUGCGCUUUCCGGCGAGGAUUUUGCCGGGGCACUUCGGUACUUGCCAGCCUUCACGUACCGCCCGCUAAUGCCGUGGCUGUGGAGCCCAGCGACCUUGUCGACGCCAGCGGCGGCAGCGCAGUCGAGCGACACAAGCCACCGCAGCGAGGCCGACCGAAGCAGCGACGCGGAGAACGUUUUAGGUGCGCGGGACAGCUUGGGAGGGGAGGUGGAUCCGGGGACGGAGGUGCACAGGAACUUGCGUCUGCCCGCGCUGGCGAUGAGCUGCAGGCCUGCAGCUCCACCAGCACCGCCUGCUACAGCACCGCUCACGGUGUACACGGUCACAGACAUCAGCACUGCUGCACCGUCGCAGUGGACUGUCAUCGCGACCUCUGUGGUGAAGUCGACGUUCACCAAUGCACCGCCAGCCACUAUCGAGGAUCUGCUGAAGGUGUGGCACGACCUAUUCUUCGCCCUCCGCUCUCACGCGGCGUGGGUCAGUACCCCGGAGCAGCUGCGCGACAGCGCUCACCCGCAGCUGAUGCGCCUGUUCGAGGGCUUCUACGCAGAUGUCCGGCGUCACAGUCAACUUUCCAGCGCGAGUGAGGCUUUCGGCAUGGAAGAACUCCUGUCCUCCGAGGAGCGGCAGCUGCAGCAACGACGUGAUGAUGUCAUUACCGAGGUGGUGGUGCGCACGCUGACGCCGCCCAUCUUGCUUCGGAAGCUCCGCAGCCUGUAUCGCCCGCACCGCAACUCCGCAAUGCUCUUCGCCGAACUCUACGCCUUGUGCGUUGAAGAAGAGGAGACAUUCGCCUGUCUCCGCAGCUUGCACGCCCGCAGCCCCGGUGACAUGUCUGCGCAAGAAGCAGCGCAGUUCACAGCACGCCCGCAGCGGCGGCGGCUCACGACAACGGCCCUGUUGAUGGAUGUCGAUCUCGCCGCCUAUUACGCCACACUGCCGGGGCGCCGCUACAGCGGCCUCAGCGACGCAGGCGAGCAAUGGGCUGUUACGCUGCAGCACCUGCGGUUCCUGCUGCCUCGCGUGCAACUCCUCCAGGAGUGUCUGCGGGCGCAAAGGGCGCCACCCACGUCAAGCGGGAACGCUGCCGAAGAAGCGGUGUGGCAGCCGUGGCGGCAGGUCGCGUCUAUCCUUACGAACGUAUGUGUAUGGGUCAGCAACGACAACGCCGAGGCGGAGCGCUGCAGCGACGCACUGCGGUGCACCGUCGAGGCGCUGCAAAGCAUGAGCGCCCAAUCUUCGGCGCCAGGCCGUGGCGGUGAGCACAAGCUGCUCGCCCCUCCGACAUCCCGGGACGUGGGCGCCUUCAUCUCUUGCCUUGUCGCGGCAGCCCGGGACAGCAUGCGGGGCAAGGCAGCUCAGCUGCAAUACGGCCCGACGGAUGGCCUGUUGGGCGUGUACCUGCUCUCCGUGGCCGUCGCUGCCGUCAUCCCGGCAAGCGCGCGCUUGGGCAAGUCAGCGGCGGAUGUCGGGCAGACUGGCGGCGGGGUACGCAUGCCGAGCACCGAUGCUGAUGAAGACGCCGCGGAACUGCUGCAUCGACUGCGUCUUCUCCUACACCCCUCGAAGUCGACGCCUCACGAGGUAUGGGCUGCGCUGCGUCGCUCCCCGACUGCUGGCGAAGCUGCCCGCUACGGCCUUGUCACAGUCGGGUAUCAUCUCUUCAGCGAGUGCGUCAUGCCACUGGUGAGCCAGCCAAAGGUCUUCUCGACCGCCCAGCGCCUCUGGGGUCGCUUGCGCGUGUGGGCCACAGAGGUAGGCCGACCGCUGGGCCUGCAUGGCGAGGCUGUCUCCGCGCUGUGGAGCCUGCGGUGGCUGCAGCAGCACCUUACCACAGACGGCAACAGCGGCGCGGCCAGCACUCUCCUAAGUCAGCUAACGUCCGGUCGCGUUGCAGCUCACGACACAACAACGCUGCCGAGCCCUGUGUCGUGGCGCUGCGGGUGCGGCUUCGAGAAUGGAGGCAUCAGCACCGGCGUGCAUUAUGACAAUGCUUUAAGUGUCGCGUGCGUGGCUUGUGUGCUGCGCACUUUGACACCGCUGAGCUGGGAGUGUCCGUCCUGCCACGCCGUUGCCAACAGCGGCGUAUGCGUGCCGUACUGCCUGCGCUGUGGCGAGACCCAUCCCCUGGCGGAUCAUCUUGGCAUAGCCGUCAAGACACCCAACGUGACGGGUGCCGACGUGUGUGGCGUGACGUUCUGCAAGGGACAUCCACACCUGGGAACAGUGGCGCUGCUGCAGCCGAGAGAUCUGCCCAAGAGCUCGUUGGUCUACACGCCGACGCCACCGUCAUUGUUGAAUGCGCCGGAGGCCACCGAAAGCGUGGCACGCUGUUGCUGGGACUGCGGGCAUGCAUGUGGCGGCGCGCACGUGGCGCCUCUUUCUUCUCGAUACGCGGCGCCGUCUCGGCACGAAGACGAUGACGCUGCGCUGAAUGGCUUCUCUGAGGAUGGCAACGCACUCAAGGUGGGGGGCACGAGAGUCGUCGUCUACGUGUGCUCUGACUGCCACGCCAUCUCCGCAGGCCCACACAGCGCCGCGCUCCCCAAUAUACCAGACGGGGCACCGGCGACAGGGUCCAGCACGGCUUCCUGCAGCAGCUGUGGCACCACGGAGCCUGGCUACUACACUGCCGCCUUCACCUGGACGUGCGGCUGCGGCGCCUGCAACUCUGCACUGCACGUGUACUGCCAUGCAUGCUCACGCGCUGCACAGCAGCCCACUGUGACGUGCACGCACUGCAACCACGCGCACUCCGUAAGGGGAGCCGUGGCGGGGGCCGGAAGCAGGGAUGCAUGCGAGCGAUGCCACCACCCACACCCUCGCGUCCUCGCUGCCGUCAAUGAGCACCGCCUCAUCCGCUGCCCUGCGUGUCAAGGCCGUGUGCCGUCCACCAGCGUACGGUGCCCGCACUGCGCGUGCACAGCCGUGGCGGCGGUGGCCGCGCUGCUUCCAACGGAGGCGGACCAGCCUUGGCUCUGUCACCACUGUGGCGCAACACACGCGGUCCGCGACAGAACGGACGGACAGCUACGCACUCCGGUGCACCUGAAGGAUCCCUCCUCCUCGCAUGCGCUGCUGCCACUCCUCACACGUUCUGAGGACGGCUACUGCACGACGUGCGGUAUGCGUCGUCUGCCGGCGACCUUGUGGGAGCACGGGCGCCUGUGGGGCUGCAGUGAGUGUGGAGAGCCGUUCAACAGCGAGCUGGCGUGUCGGCGUUGCGCUGCUCUCGCUCCUGGCGUCCCUGCCAGUAAGGUGUACGUGUGGCGCUGCGUAGCCUGCGACGCGUAUCACCCCAGUUGGGAGAUGCAGUGCCGCGCUGCCGGCUGCGGCGGUCGAAGAGGCGCAGAAAACGUGAGCGUACAAUUAUGCUACUCACCGUGGACGUGUGCCGAGUGCGGUGAGGUGACGCUGUCCUUGCACGCCGUCGCCUGUGCCACCUGCGGCGCGGAAACCCCGACGCCCCUGCGUGCCACCCCGUGCAUCUACGGUGACGCCUGCGGGACGGCGGCCGCCGCAACGGCAGCUGUGAACGCGAAGCGGCACGAUGGGAGAGUGGAGGCGAAUAGCAGCGCACGUGCACAUGAAGAGUGCACGAUGUUGGAAGCCUUCACAGGCGCCAACGGAGACGUGCGGGAGACGUCUGCUGGCACCUGUGAAGCUCUCUCCCAGUCACCCUCGCACCCGCCAUCGGCGUUGUCUCCGGCUCAUGCAGUGACGUCCCCAGAUUCGCGUCUAGCAGAGGUGGAGUCGUUCCUGCUGCAGGCAGCUGCACACCCAUCUCUGCCGCUGCUUACUGACCCGCUGGACACGGCGCUGGUGGAAGCCGUGUUGUGUACAUCGCCACAGCCGCACAGGAGCGGCGAUGCCUCCGCACCAGCGAAAUCGCUCGCAGAUUCGACACACCGCGACGGCGUUCCUGCCGGCGGUGCCGCAGGUACGUCGGCGCUCGGCGUGGAGCCGUGGGAGGACGCGUACGCUGCAGCCGUCAUGUCGUUCUAA